Molecule: messenger RNA, 4365 nt
Organism: Echinococcus granulosus
Lineage: Eukaryota; Metazoa; Platyhelminthes; Cestoda; Cyclophyllidea; Taeniidae
Product: Murinoglobulin-2
Exons: 4
Coding region: 1-4365 (1454 amino acids)
Biological process (GO): cell communication
Cellular component (GO): membrane; extracellular region
Molecular function (GO): endopeptidase inhibitor activity
Source: RefSeq, a predicted model, not a curated record
AUGCGAGGGAGAGCAUGGCAGCUGCUAGCGCUGUUGUGGGCAGCAACUAUAGGCUUUGUGCUAAGCCCACCAAGGUCUAGGGAAAAAAGUAUUUCUGUCAAACCUGGAAUGGAAACCUAUGACCUUGUAAUCCCAUCACUGAAUCUUGAAAAUUCAGUGUAUGUGACAGUCCGUCGAAUUGUCAGAAAUGAUGGUCCACGUGAUGAUUUGCUGCGUCCGGUUGAUAACGAUCAAUUCGAAACAUGGUGGCUGCCACGACGGCGUCCUAUGUGGGAUUUAAGUACAUCCAUACAACUGGAUCUAUGGGACGGCAAAAAGGGAUUCGCGAUAAAGGUCAUCGUAAUGAAUGGCUCCAGUGUCAUCUGCCCCAGCAGCAUAAAGUUACAAGUGCUAUCAAACAAAGCCCUUCCCAACAACUCAACACUAACGCUGCAGUUUCUCUCCCGCGGUCAACUAACAACACGAAUGAUCAAGCUAGAGGCGGAGCAUGCAUGCGUGCCACAGGACAACGAAUUCGGUCACUACGAAUGCGGUAAGGGGGACGAAAUUCGUUGUCUUAAAGGAUGGACGGGAGCUAAUUGUCAGAUGCCUGUUUGCGAUUAUAAUGGUAGUAAAAGUGGUGAGUUAUGCGUGGCCUCAGACCGCUGUACAUGCAAGCCGAGCGGAAAAGGCGCCACUCUCAUAGUUAAGUCUGGUUCAGAAAGACAGAGUAGUGCAGACAAUACUCCACGAAGAACAUUCUUCAAAUAUAAAGCCACUCUUGAAUUUGAUGGGAAUUUCGGACCUGAAGUUCGUGCUGUAGCAUAUGUUUUUGAUAAUAAUCAAAUGGCUUCUGACUUCGUUAAAAUUGAUGGCCUUCUAGCCUGCUCCUCACCGGCGAUGGCUGAGAUUGAACACGGAGGAGGUCUGCAGUUCGAUAAGCAACUUGUUUCUCCUGGCGAGAAAGUUAGCGCCUCCUUGAAACUAUUACCUGGAAAAAUAGGCAAUAAAACUUUCACAAAUACCUGUCUUCUUAGCAUAAUAGAUGUCUCGUCAAAACAAUUUGACACAGCAAACUUUCGCAGAAUUGACUUUGACGCAUAUGCUGGUCUGUUAACAAGAAAUCAGACAUACGGAAGUGAGGACGAAAUUCAAGGCACUGAAGAUGCCUACCGAGCAGCAGGGAUAGAACUCAUUACGAUAUCGCCUAAAAGUAAAACACAUAAGCCUACUUACUGCCCAUUUUUAAUUGAGCCCACAUAUGCACCCUUGCGGGGACACAUUAUGGGUCCCAUGGGACCUACCGGUGCACGACAAUCAGAUCCCGUGAAGGAUGGUGUCAGUCGUUACCAAGAAAAAACGCAAAUUGGAAUUCCACGAAUCCGAGAUUUCUUCCCUGAAGUGUGGUUGUUUGAAACAGCGAAAGUGACCGAUGCGUGCCUUAAAAAGUCGCUUACUGUACCUGACACUCUCACUACAUGGGAAGCCAACGCGGUGUGUUUAACGACAGAGAGUGGCCUAUGGAUGUCUAUGAAGAAACCCCAACUUACAGUUAGGAUGCCCUUCUUUGUGGAAUUCGCACCACCCUUGAUGGCACGACGAGGGGAGGUGCUGCACCUGCCAAUCAGUGUCUUUGUGUAUCCUGAGUCCACCACGAGCCCUACGAUGACUAACGCGACGAAGGCGACUUAUCAAUCAGGGGUUGACGUUGAUGGUGGCGUUGGCGGUAGGCGUACCCCAAGGACAUGCUAUGAGGUGGAAGUGGGUGUGGAGACAGAUUCACGGGAUUGGCAAGCAGUUGGUGUCGCUGCCUUCACUACCUGCAUCUGCGUAGGAGACCUGAAGCAGACUUUCUACUUACCCCUUCAUCCACUUCGAGUUGGGCAUCUUAAUGUUACUGCCAAGGCUGUCGCCCGACGUGGUAGCUGUGUAUGCGAUGACAGCGAUAAUGGCUUCGGUGGCUGGGGUCGGGCAUGUGAGGCUGUCGCAGUAGCCGACGCGGUCCGACGCUCGGUGAGAGUAAUCGCAGAGGGUGUUGAGAAAAGCGUCACUCUUGGCGGCAUUUUCUGCACGUCUGGAGAGUCUUUGCAAGAGGAUCAGGAAAUGACGAUCACACUACCAGACAGGAGGAUUGUUGAAGGCUCACUGCGUAGCUACGUAGCAGUCAGUGGCAACGUAGUUGGCCAAGCAUUGGCCAACCUCGAUGGUCUUAUUCAACUGCCCACUGGAUGUGGAGAGCAGAAUCUGGUGAAGGUUGCGCCUAGUGUCUACGCGCUUCGUUACCUCCUCAACCGUCAGGGCAACACUAGCGGUACAACAGACACCUCUCGUUACGAUCGUGUGACUAGGAAGGCUGCUACUUACAUUCUGCAUGGAUUCAACAACCAAUUGAAUUAUCGUCAUGCUGAUAACGGCGCUUUCUCAGUAUUCGGUCCACACGAUGGCAGUAAUGGAAGCACCUGGCUCACCGCCUAUGUGUUCGAGGUGUUCAGUGAGGCCGAAAAAUUGCCCAUUGUCUCCAUCUCAGGGCAGUCACUAGAUGCUUACGCCACCCUAGCUAGUGCUUUCGAUUUCCUGCGCAGCCAACAACGCGCCUCCACAGAUGGGUGCUUUGAGGAGGCCAGCACUCGCUUCCUCACAUGGACGCAGAAUUACAAUGAGGUUGAGAAUCGACUUCAACUCACUGCACAUGUCCUCGCUGCACUCGGUUCCGCCAACACUGCACUGAGGGAAGCCAAAGGCAAAGAAUUUACACACUGUGUACAAUCUGCCAUCAGAUGUUUUGAGUCAACAACACUCCAGCUGCCCUUCACUCAAUGGCCCACCUCACUCUUGGCAAAGGUCGUCUACGCCACCAAUGCAUUCCCACAUCAGGCCAACACAUCAAGGCGCAACGCCAUGGUCACCGAACUGAUAGCGCGAUCGGAGCUACAAUCCACGAUUAGUGGGUCUUUGCGAUGGUGGCCGAAAUCUGCGUCUAGCAUGAUGAGGAGAAGUUACCUCACCAAGGUGCUCAAUCUGGAGACCACUGCGUACGCCCUGCUUGCACUCAGCCCCACCAACCUCUCCAUGCAGGAUCAACUGGCCACAAUGCAAUGGAUUUCACAACAGCAGAAUGAGAAAGGAGGCUUCUACUCCACGCAGGACACAGUGGUGGCAUUGCGCGCACUAACGCAAAACGCAGCCGCUUUCCCUUCACCCACCCGACCCACACCAGUGGUGAUUCACUCUUUGCCGAAAUCUCUAGUCGACGUGCAAGUGGAGAUGAGUGAAGGAAACCAGUUGGUGGCACACACCUUUGAAAUCGGUACACACAAUCAGAGCGACAUAACCAAUCUCAAAGUAAGAAUCAAUUCACCGAAACCAGUCUGUGUUUCUACCCACUUCACGGCAAUUUACAACAUUCCGAAACCACGAAGACAGGAUGAUGUGUUUGACUUGGAGAUCUAUGUUAAUCAAGGUGGUAGCAGUGCCACUGCCACAUGCACCACUGCACUCACCACACUGUGUCUGCAGCCUGCUCGAGCACAAGCCACUGGUAUGCUUCUCGUGACUGUGCAGUUGCCCAGUGGAUGGACAGUGACAAUGAGAGAGUUAGAAAAUGUGCCUCUUAAUAGGGGUUUACAGAAAGUAGAGUUCAAUGCUCAGAGGCAGGAGGUGAGUGCCUACUUCAAUGGCUUCACGACAGGAGGUGGUAAUGCUGAGAGGUGCUUCACAGUGCCAUUGCAUCAGCGCGCCUUCGUGCAGAAUGCGCAGCCUGGUCUGGUCACUGCACGCGACUACUACAACUCACAGAAGAUUAUGCAGGCGCCUCUACAGCUGGACAACUGCCAGUUCUACUGGGAGCCAACUCGUGAAAAUAUUACCAUUAGCAACUUUAUACCUUUUGUCACCACUGCUGCCAUUGUUCCACCUGUCACGGGAUUCAAGCCAAUGUGUCCAAAGUGUGACGAAAUGGAACCCCCAGAUUUACUCGACAGACUCAACAAAUCACUAUGUCUUCAUGAUCGUUACCUCUACGUUUUCAAGACCCACGAUUCGACAAAUAGGACUGCAAUACCAGGAUUGCUGUACUCCUUUGAUUACGGCAACCGCCUGGCGUCAUGGAACAUCACAAUAAAUGACUUCAAGAAUUUUGAAUGCAAGCUUGACUUAAAGAAAGUCUAUGGCAUCUUCGGUGGGCACAUCCACCCAGGUGCUCUGAAUGUCAGUCUCACAGGGUACGAGGUAGUAAUCUUUGAAGAUCUGGUCAAGGUCGCCCCAAAGUUCAAGGAAAGGCUGAAGAUCAAGAUGAAGGGACUGGACGAGAAUGAGCAGCAAUUAUGGUGUGCCACUGCAGCUUUGGAAGAGUGUGGAUACCUCCGCGUAAGUCAGGAGAUGAGGUGA